Messenger RNA from Homarus americanus (American lobster), 4890 nucleotides. RefSeq names its product mediator of RNA polymerase II transcription subunit 26-like. Gene Ontology annotation, biological process: regulation of transcription by RNA polymerase II; positive regulation of gene expression. Gene Ontology annotation, molecular function: transcription coregulator activity. The record is from RefSeq and is a predicted model, not a curated record. NCBI's taxonomy places the organism in Eukaryota, Metazoa, Arthropoda, Malacostraca, Decapoda, Nephropidae. The transcript has 3 exons. Gene Ontology annotation, cellular component: mediator complex; core mediator complex; nucleus. The coding region runs from base 591 to 2252 and encodes 553 amino acids.
CUGUCUCAUUUACACACAAUUACAGGGUUUCAAUUGUUUCUCUUACUUUGACAAUGCAACAUACUGAACAUAUAUCAGUUCUCACUCUUUAUUUAUUUAUUUUUAUUUUUUUCCAUUUCUGUAUUUAUGGAUUCAAUUUAAAUAUUUUUUGCCCAGCCCCAAUUUGGGUCGGUGAACUAUACCCAGAUAGUCUAAUCUCCAUACAUAAAAAAAAUGUUGGUAUCGGUUUUCUCACGGUAUAUUAAGUACAUUACAGCACCUAACAGUUCUCUAGAUUUUUAUUUUUUUUAAUAAUACUGUACAGGCAUUCUCCGAUUUAUGAAAGGGUUCCUUUCUUGAAAAACCUUUUGUAAAUCUGAUCCAAAUUUCCAAUCGGUUCCCAUUGUAAAAGCUGAGAUAUGUUCCAAUGAAAAAAAUGCUUCCUCAAAUUGUUUUGAAAUGCCACAAGACAUGUUUAAUAAUUUUUUUUUUUAACACCUAGAUUAUAACCCAAUAAACAACGAAUUAUUGUACAGUACAUGCUGAGUAGUAUGAAACACUGCCUACAUCUAUGAUAAAUACAAGUUACGGUAGUGAAAUAAGUCACAGAUAUGGCAGCAUGCCUGGACCUCAUCAGCAAGUUGGAGAGGACACCUAUUACAAAGGAGGUCCUGGAGUCCACCCGACUAGGAAGACACAUCAACAAUAUCCGUCGUAAGACGAAUCACCAAGAGCUUUAUCGGCGAUCUAAAGAUCUUGUACGCAAGUGGCGUAAGGAAGUGUUGGCAGAUGGAGUCAAUGGGGCAGCUGGACCAGGGCCUGGACCUGGCGGGACGGGGUCUACUGGGACAGGCGCAAGAGGGGCGGGUAAUGGGCAUCCUCCAACUUCACCAUCUUCCUUACCGUCCAGUGGCAACACAAGUCCAGGAAUGUCUGCCCCCACCACUCCCUCCACCCUGGUCCAGCGGACUCGCACGGCAUCUCCUACCCUAACCACCGCCCACUCAUCCCGCCCACUCAAACCCGCAUCUCCUGCCUUACUCCGGGGGCGUGUCUUGAGUCCAGGGCUAAGUCCUGCUUUAGCGACAGUGUCACCAGCCAUCACUCCCCCUUUAGCAAUACCUGCCCGCCCACGGUCCCGCCCGCAUUCACCGGCAGUUAAUCCCAGCAUGCGGCAGCCAUCUAGAGCAGAUGCUUCCUCCUAUGCCCCAAGUACUGAAAAUGUAGCGAAAACUAAUACAGCUAACAAAAGAUUAAGAAAAGAUGAGGAGGAAUCUAGUAGUGAUAUUCCAGUGGCCAAGCGACCUAGAAACAAUGUAACCAAUGGUUUUGAUGAAGAUAGUAGAGAAAGUUUUUCCAGUGUAAUUAGUAAUGAGUGUACUUCUAAAAUAACUAGUGGAGGUAGUGAUACUAGUAAAAUGCGACGAAUAGCCAAUAUACAUGCUAUUUCAAAGAGAAAACCAAACAUAAGUGAAACACCUCAUGCUACAAAUACCCCAGACCUGCUUCAUCAAAAAAUGGCUGCCCUUCCAAUGUCUACUAAGGCCUCCAAAGUAAAAACAACGUCUCAAAUUGUUGCGGAACUUGCUGAGCGAAAAGGUGAUAGUAAAUUAGCAGAAAGAGCAACAAAAUUAGAAGAACAACAUGUGCGGGAUUUUCCAGGACCUGCAACAACUCUUGGCAUGGGUAGAACGACUGAUAAUGCACUUGUCACUCGUAACAAAAUGGACCACUUGCAGCGCUUCCUCAGUUCACAGCCUGGUCCUGCAUUUGAAGAAUUUCCAAGUGCUGAUGAAGACAGAGGCUCAGUAUCUUCAGAAACAGAGGCCAGAGGAACCACAAGUGCCCCGGUUUCUCCAUCACGUGGCCCACCAGACCUCCCUCCACCAAUUAUGACGCCAAGUAAUCUUGAUCUCCUUGGUGUCAUGCCUCAUGAAACUGCCGAGGAGAUACUGGCACGCCUUCCUCCAAUUGACACCUCAAGUAUUGUAUGGGAUGACCCUGAAGAACAAGUUUAUGAACAAGAACAGGGUGCCGAGAAUCAAAGUGGCUCCGAACAUAGUGACUCCGAAGAUGAAAUGGAGAAAUUAGUGCGACAAUCUGAACAGGUACCCUCAGAGGAUAUAAAUACACUUCAUACAACUAAUCUGGACUGUCAGAAUGGUAAUUUUGAUACGGAUGGAAAGUUCAGAGAGUGGCAUGAAGUGAUUGUCAAAAAAGGCUACCAGGAUGACCCAUUGAUAGUGUUGCCUUAUGUGAUAACUGACUUUUGAAACACAAACUAUUUACAAUGAAAAGUGGUGGCUAAGAAAUUGUAAAAGAGGCUACCUAGUUAUUAAAAAUGUGGUUGUCAUUAACUUACAUUUUUUCUCAUACCAUAGAACCCAUGUUAGUCUGUUUCUUGUUAGUCUGUUUGUAUUUUCUGUGUGUGAUAUUUCUUAUGUUUUCUUUGGAUAGCCUUCCAAAAGUGUUGCUAUUUACGUUAAAAUAUAGUUGAAGAGAAUGGCAUAUGUUGAUAUUGCUAACCUUGCUUCUGUUGCUUCAAUUUUAUUUUGAAGACAACCAGAAAAAUAUACAAGAAUUCUUAGGAUUAAGUGUAUACAGUGCCUAAAAGAACCAAGUGAACCAAGCUUUUAGUUCCUUUUGGAACAAUCGCAAUGACAUGCAACCAGUCAUGUUACAACCACUAUAAUAUUACACAUUUAUAAAUUUGUAUGUAUGUUGAUUUUCUUGUGGUAACUAAAAUCUUGGCUCAUUGAUUUCUAUUCAUCUAUUAUGAAGUCAGUACAGUUGCCUUCAGUAACUUUUCCAUAUCCAACUGAAAAUAGUAUACUUGUAUAUGUUUGAUCAAGUCAUUGCAGUAUAACAUUCAGUAUGUUACCUGAAUUUGGCAUUGUAUGGAAUGGCCAAAUCCAAGGUAUGAAAUGUGCUAGUUCCACAAGUGGGGGUAGGAUAGUCAUGUGUGAACCUGUAGCUCUUUUUUUUUUUUGGUCAAUGGAAGUCUGAAAUUAUUUGGGUAAUAUUUCUCAUAUUUGAUGCACAAUAAUUUAGUGAUUUGCUAGCUAUCUUCCAUUGAACUGAAGGAUUUGGUAGUCUGCCUCAAAUGUACAAGCCCAAUAUAAUCAGUUGAAAACUGAUUCCAUUGUAUAAACUGUGAUAUUAAUGGAAUUUUAAUUUUUUUAUUAAUUAAAGAUUACCUUUUUUUUAGACUUAUUUAGUUUUCACAGAAGAGUUGUGACCUUGUUGAUCCAGUCAUGUUGUGAAUUGAAAGCUUAAAAUUAUGGCUACUGAAUGGGGCAUUAGUACAUAAAAAGCAAGAGAAAUGUCACUUAAAUAUCUCUCUUAAUUUGUGGGCAUCAAACUUGGCUUAGGGUUCACUCCUAUCCCACAUGUGCUAUGGAACUAGACUUGAGCAUUAAGAGUAUUGUGCUUAAAUCUUUUGAUAACCAGACCAGCAGUAUGUAUAAUUUCUCAAUUAUCUUAUAUCUGCAGGUAAAACUAUUGGGAACAGAAUACAGUACUACUGUUCUAAUAGAUAUUUGCAGAAAAUCUUUCCUUGUCAAUUUGCUAUACAAAUUAUAUAUUAUAUUUCCAAUUCUGGCUGGUUGUCGUAUGUCUGUGAUGGAUGCACUUGUCUCGAUGGAAAAUCUGUUUGGCAGAAGUUGAAGAGGUUAAUUAUGCUCAUGUAUAUUGUCUUUAAAUGCCAAAGAAUCAAUUUACAUGAUCUGUACACAGGAACUUUUUUUAUAUCUUCUUUCUGUGACUCAUUAGUUGCAUUCCUAUGCUGUGAAUUGAAAAAGAACAUUCUUCUGUUUAACUACAUGUUUCUAUGCUUCCUCUGUUUGACCAGCUGCUGCCUUAGGACGGUUUCUGGACUUUGCAAUUCAUAAAAUGGACUUGGUGGGGCUGUCACCUUUUGUGGGUUUUGAAAGUGCAGGACAUAUCGAAGGCCAGCAUCUUCCUAUUUGCACAUUGCAAAAAAUUCAAAAUUUUCUGUACUUUCAGAUCCCAGUACACAUCUUUGUCAAGCAUAGAGUAAUAGUAUUAGACAAUUGAAUCAUUGUGAAGAUUUGUCUGUGUUUACCUUCACACUUUUCUAUGAAAACAUAUGAAGGUGAAUGGAGGGAAAUUUUUUUUCAAAUCUGGCUCUUUGAUGGACACACUACAUUUCUAUCCUUUCUCAUAAUUUAAGAAAUAUUCUUAAGUUAUACUCCUGUGUAAUCUGACACAAUGACAUUCUAGUUAGCAGUGUAUAUACCAGACAUUUAAUUAGAUGCAUAACAUGGCCUGUACUAUGCAAAUGAUAAGUAGACCAAACCAAUCCUUCCCCUUGCAUCUAACAGGUCCAUCAUCCUUUCAUCCCAUAUGUGUUCAGUCAUUAUGGUAAGGAAAUUUGGAAUUAUAUUAUGGUUAUUAAGGAUGAAAUCUUAUGAUUUUUACAUUUUUUUCCCCUUUCACAAUUUCACUGUACUAGAUAGUAUUUUUAAGUACUGUCUGUGGUAUAUAUUUAGAAUGAAGGAAAUUAUGAAUGUUUUUAACGCUUACUUUAUUGCCAUAAUUAUUUACUGCCAUUUGCAGAGUAUUCUACUUUAUGCACUUUCAAGAAAUUAAAGAUUUAUUUUGUGAAGUACUAUAACAAAUUCAUUAAAAAGAUUGCUACUGACAUGAUUACUAGAAUGUAACCAAGGCUUGGCUACAGACAACCUGUUAAUUGUUAUUGUGUUGAAUACCCCUAAUUUGUUUGGGUAUCAUCUUGUAAACCACUGGCUGAAAUGAGAAUGCAAAUGUCCAUUACCACACCAUUAAAUAUGAUGUUAUUUGAUGUUUUGUAAUUUAUAGUUUUGUUGAAAAGAAUACUAUGGAUUCAUUCCUAUGAGAAUACAAGAAAAGUCCAAUAAAUUGAUAACACUG